Molecule: messenger RNA, 2181 nt
Organism: Thecamonas trahens ATCC 50062
Lineage: Eukaryota; Apusomonadida; Apusomonadidae
Exons: 1
Coding region: 1-2181 (726 amino acids)
Biological process (GO): termination of RNA polymerase II transcription
Cellular component (GO): mRNA cleavage factor complex; cytoplasm
Molecular function (GO): RNA polymerase II complex binding; mRNA binding
Source: RefSeq, a predicted model, not a curated record
AUGAGCGACAUAGACAACGAGGUGCGCAAUUCGUUCCGCAGUGCCCUGCUCGACCUCCGCAGCAUCGACGUGGCUUCUGUGGGUGCGGUUCAGAGCUUGGCUGGUGACCUCGUCGACCAUGCCGCGGUCGUCCUCGAGGUCAUUGUACAGCACUUGAAGGUCUGCAAGCCAAAGUAUGCUCUGCCAUCGUUCUGCUUGAUUGAUGCUAUUCUCAAGAGAGUUGGUCAGCCGUACAUCGAUCUGGUGGCUGCGGACGUGGAGCAUUGGCUGCCUACCAUCUUUGCUCGCCUCGACUACGAUGCUCAGAUCGUCGCCCUCAAGAUCCUCAGGGUCUGGUCCGAGAGGAAGACGUUCGAACAAGUGUUUGUGGACAAGCUCAUGGCCCUUGUCGAGCCGUACAAGCUCAUUGCCUUUGAUCAGCUGCCCAAGAAAAAGCCUACUCGUUUUGGCCCCUCGUCGGCAGAGUUGCUGGCCGCAGGCGCGGGCUCGCGGCAGGACUUUGCUGCAGACGCGCUCCGUGCCCAGGCCAAUCCGGUCGCCAUGGAGCUGCCGCGCCCUAUCUCGGUCUGCCCUGGUCCCCCGUCGCGCUCAGUCCUUGCCCGCCACAACUACGGCCUGCCGCCGCGGACCGAGCGCAUCGCUCCGCAUGCCGUCCGGCUCGACGCCGUCACCGCCGCCGCCACGCGCAUCGACUAUCUGAUCGACCAGCUCGCCAAGUGGUUCCGCUCGCCGACAGCAUUCAUACCUCGUCCCGACGGCGCACCUUCGCUCGACCCAGCCCUUGCCGCGCCUGCACCGUCGGCCGGCUCGACCGGCGCGCCCACGCAAGCUGCAGCCUCCUCGGCGCCGUCGGCCGGCGCGCCCGACCUCCUCUCCAAACUCUCGUCGCUCCUCUCGUCGGUCUCGUCCAAGACCGGCAGCGCACCGGCUGUUCCGCCGCAGGCCCAGCCGCAAGCCCAGCCGUUCCAGCGGAUGCCUCCGGCGGCGGCGCAGCCUUACCCGGGCCCGCCGCCGUCGUUCCCGGCGGCAGCCCAGCCGUAUCGUCCGCCGCCGCCGCAGCAGCAUCCCCCGCCGCAGAUGCGGCCCGGCCCGCCGGGCCAGAGCAUGCAUCCACUCGAUGUCAUGGCCCGCAACCGCCAGGCUGCCAUGCAUCGCCCGCCACAGCACAUGCAACGCCACCGCCCGCCUCCCGGCCCGCCGCGUCUUGCACCUGGCCCGCAGCUCCCACCGCCGCAAUUCCCGGCUGGCAUUCCGCGCGGCCGCCGCCGUCCGCUCCCCGGCCCGCCGCGCCCACAGAUCCGCCCUCAAGCCCGCCCACAGCAACCGCUCCGUCCGCUCCCGCCUCGCGACGUCAAGCCCAGCGUCGCCGCUCUCCCCCCACCACCAGGCACCGCCCGCGCAGGCCCGCCGGCCUCGGCCAAGGACCUGCUCUCCAAGGCCGCCCUCCGCCGCCCGGUCGACUUUAUCGUCAAGCGCCUCUACAACACCGCUGCCAAGCAGUGCCCAACCUGCGGCAUGCGCUUUGUCGACCACUCCAAGCUCGACCCGCACAUGGACUUUCACUUUCGCCGCAACCAGCGCCUUGAGCGCCGCGGUGCAAACUCGCUCGCCCGCGCCUGGUUCCUUACCCCGCCCGAGUGGCGGGCCUCGGCCGGCGAUGACUCGCGCGUUGUCACCACAAAGGCCGCCUUCUUUGCAGAGCCCGAGUCAUCGCAGCCCGCGCUAGCAAGCGUCGCCGGCGACGCCGUACCCGCAGCUUCAUCUGCUGCCGUCGCAUCUGCCACGCCUGCCGCGCCGUCCGAUCCCGACGACGACCCCUCGCUCGACGUCGUCGCCGACGAAGACAACCCGAACUGCGGCUUGUGCGGCGGUAAGUUUGAGAACCGCUGGGACGAGGACGAGGAGGAAUGGCGCGCCAUCGGUUCGUGCAUCCUGCCCGGCCGCCAGGGCCUCUUCCACCGCUCGUGCGUCGCCCAGGCCAACAUCGGCUCCACCGUUGUUGUCCCGGCCGCCGGUAAUAGCGCCGGCUCUGACUUUGUCACUCGCGUCGCCAAAGUCGACCUCUCCAACAUGUUCUCGUCCGCGGCCUCGACCGCCACUCCUGCCGACACCCGCAAGCGCACCCGCGCGGCCGAUGAGCCGACCGACCCGCGCAAGCGCGCAAAGCCACUUUCUUCGUAA